Molecule: messenger RNA, 5587 nt
Organism: Anopheles stephensi (Asian malaria mosquito)
Lineage: Eukaryota; Metazoa; Arthropoda; Insecta; Diptera; Culicidae
Gene: Eato
Product: ATP-binding cassette sub-family A member 3
Exons: 7
Coding region: 83-5158 (1691 amino acids)
Biological process (GO): transmembrane transport; lipid transport
Cellular component (GO): membrane; intracellular membrane-bounded organelle
Molecular function (GO): ATP binding; ABC-type transporter activity; lipid carrier activity
Source: RefSeq, a predicted model, not a curated record
GCAAACAGUGCCGUUUGCGUUGUUGGGCGUGCUGGUUGAGCGUGCGUGCGUGUGGUGCUGGUGCAAGGAAAGAUACGUAAAAAUGAACCCUCAAUUCGGUUUGUUUUUACGCAUGGGGUUGACAGAGAAGAGGCGCCAUAUGGGGCGCCUCAUCGUCCAUUCUCUGGUGGCGAUUCUGUUAACAAUUUUUAUCAUACACCUUCCAAGAAGCACGGCCAAGCCCCGGCCUAGCGAAAGCUAUGCAAAUGACCUCAUUAGUCAGGAUGAUUUGGCUGAUUACUUCCCGGGCGAGCUGGUCAACAAAAUAUACUACACCCCGCAGAACGAGUUGACCGAAAACCUGAUGGAAGCCGUACGCCAGCAACUGUACAUAGUGGACGAACGCGUUGUGCCUUACGCUAGCGAUGCCGAGAUGGAGUUCGCCCUGCUGUCCAACCCGCACAUAUGUUUCGGUGUGAGCUUCCGGAACAUUACCGACGAUGGUCGGCUGCUGUUCGUUGUACGGACCAAAAACAACAACUUUCGCACCAGCACCGUUUACUCGCAGGACGUUUAUUCUAGCUACCAGAAGCGUAACAACGAGUACAUCGAGAGCGGCUUUCUGGCGCUGCAAAAUGCUGUCGAUCAGUCGUAUGUGGCGAUGGUGGCGGCCCGCCAAAACACGGCCAACGCUGAGCGAAGUCUGCACGUGGCCUACGGGCAUAUACCGGUGGACGAUACAAGGGGACCGCAGGGACCGGCCAGAAACGUUGAGCUCAUGCCGGUGCUAGCGGUAGCGUUCGUGGUAAUCUGCAUAUUCGCACUGCUGCUACCGAUGGUGGAAGAUCGGGCGAACGGCAUGCGGGAACAUCUGAAGAUCGCCUGCGUUGCCAGCUACUGGAAGGAGGUGGCACUGUUUGCGAUCAAUUUCGUGCAGUUCUGUACGAUUCUGAUCGUGUGCUUCAGCAUUGCCCUCGCCAGUGCUUACUGGGACGCGAAUGCAGCACUGAUCGUGUACCUUGUACUGUUGGCCAUCCUGUUUGUGAUGAAUCUGAUUGCGUUCACCUUUUUCCUGAGCAGCACGCUAGAAUCUCCAACGAUGGCCACCGCGGUGGCGCCGAUCAUAUUUUUUGGACCAAUCUUUCUGUCCGUUUUGGGCAAGGGACUGGUGAUUCCGCUGUCCCUGUUUCCCGUCACGGGCCUCUGCUAUGCGGGACUGAUAGUGGAAGUGUUUAAAUCGUCCGGCCACCUGUUUCGGGCCCACAACCUGUUCACCGUCGAUUAUCCCGGCGUGGGCUACACGAACAUGUUUCUCGUGUAUUUGUGCCAGCUGGUCGGUACGAUGCUGUGGUUGUUUCUAUGGUUCUACGUUUCGAACGUCUUUCCCGGCCGGUACGGGACACCGCAAUCCAAGGGCUUUUUCCUGUCGAAAAGCUACCGGAAGCGGUUGUGCGAGGGCGUGCGAAACCGGUCCCGAAACACGAACAAAAUCACCGCAGAAAGUCAGCACGAUUUGCAGCAGAACUCGACCGGCAGCAAUGAGCUGGAUAAUCGCUUCGAAGCGAUCAGCAUGGCGUACAUCGAUGAAGCGCCGGAUGCGUUUGAAAUCGACCUGGAACAGUGCCGGCGCACCGAAAAGCCGGCCGCCGAUUCGCAGGAAGUGGUUCGCAUUACGAAGUUGAACAAAGCGUUCAAAGGUCGAACGGGCGGCGCGAAGCUGGUGGUGAAGGACUUUUCGCUCUCGAUCUACGGCCACAGCAUUACCGUGCUGCUCGGGCACAACGGGGCAGGCAAGACGACCACGAUGAACAUUAUCACCGGCAUACUGCCACCGACCUCCGGCACGAUCGUGGUCGACGGGGAGCACAAUCCACACCGCUACCGCCACAAGAUCGGGUUCUGUCCGCAGCAUAAUGUGUUCUUCUCCUAUCUAAACUGUCGCGAGCAUUUGGAGUACUUCGGACGGUUGCGAGGCCUGAACGCGUCCGAUGCACGCAGAGAGGCGAAAGGCGUGCUGGAGACGGUGCAUCUAGCCGAUAAGAGUGAAUCGCUUGUCCACACGCUGUCCGGCGGUAUGAAGCGACGCCUUAGCCUGGCCAUCGCCAUCAUGGGCCACACGAAACUGCUUAUCCUCGAUGAGCCUACGUCCGGGCUGGAUCCGGAAUCGCGCCGUGACAUAUGGGACGUGCUGCUGAAAUUGCGCCAAAAUCAUACGAUCCUGCUGACGACCCACUUUAUGGAGGAAGCGGACGUGCUCGGCGACUGGGUAGCGAUAAUGGACGAUGGCGAGCGGGUAGCGUUCGGCUCGCCACUGUUUCUGAAGCACGAGUACGGCAAGGGAUACACGCUGAAGCUGUUCAAAUCGUUGCACUUUGAUGAGCGGAAAACCUGGUCACUGAUCCAACGGCACGUACCGAACGCUGUCGUGCGCGAUUCGGUGCAUGAAAUAUUUGCCGCCACGCUGCCGUACGACGAGAUGGCACAGUACGGGGCGAUGCUGAAGGAGCUGAAGGAAACCCAGCGCGAUCUCGGCAUCGAAACGAUCGGCAUUGCUAAUGCGACACUCGAGGAAGUGUUUUUAAAUUCCAGCACACGCAAAAAAGAAAUUCAACACCACCCAGAGAGUGUCGACUGUGUCGAUAGUCCUCCUCCGGAUCGAUGCACGAGCGACGGGCCGGGAUCGAUUAGCGCGGGAUCCAAAACUACGCCGCUCCAUGCGAAGAACGUGCUGAAGGCAAUUUGGGGGAAAAAGUGGAUUCACAUGAAGAGCAACAAGCACCUGUACGGUUUCCUGCUUGCCUUUCCACUUCUGGUGACGAUUUGCUGUUUCAUGUUCACCACCGGCAUCACCGAUGUGGUGAAAAGCCUUCCGGCGGUACAGCUAGACGGGAGCGGCAUCAACCAGGCGCUCGGCAUACUUGUGAUCAAUCGUGACAGCGAUCGGGCCGGCGCGUUCGGCAACGUGCCAGAGAUCCAAUCGGACUUUGACCGAUCUCCGGUUAAUGGUGUGCGCAUGGUGGUCGUGCAGGAGAACGACGGUUCCUUGCUGGAUGCGCUACGCGAACGAAUCGUGCAAGACUAUACUGCGUACCGGGAUCAAGUGGUGGUAGCAAUACAGUGCAAUGUUACGAACAAUGGACUCGAUCUGACGGUCCUGUACAACAACAAUCUCGUCCAUAGCACGGGCAUUGCGGAAACCGUCCUUGCAACGCUCCUGCUACGCUACUACGCCGGACUACCGGGAGCGAUUGUUCGCACGGAAAACAUUCCUUCCACACGCAAGCAGCUAAUAGACAUCCAGACGCCAUACUACUUCACGGAGCUACUCCCGAUAGCGAUCAUGUUCUACAUGCUGAUAUAUCUGUCGGGACCUUUACACGAGCAUUUGACCGGGUUCCGGCAACUGCAAAACAUAAACCGCUACCUAUAUUGGGGCAGCACGUACACGUACGAUCUGCUGGUGCACCUCGGAGAGUGCUUGCUAGUAAUUGCGCUCGUGUGCCUGCUGGAUCGUUCGGAGGCGUUUAGUGAGGCGUCAAAGUUGCACAUCUUCUGGAUCCUGUUCGUGUACGGAAUGCUUGCCCUGCCGGUAAUCUACAUCAUCAGCCAGUGUGUGGAGAGCGCCAACACUGCGAUAACCAUCAUGAGCUAUCUGAUGAUUGCGGGAGUGGUGUUUGUCUUUAUGCUCUCGAACGGGUACGACGAUAUCGUAAACAACGAGCCCUGGAUCACGUUGCUGCAUAUCGUGCCCGAGUUUGGGCUGAAACACUCGAUGCGCGUGGUGUACGAAAACCAGAAGCUCAUCAUAUACGAACAAAUGUCACUCCGGCAGAACCGGGGCCAUUCCGAGCCGUUCGCAAACAAGCGCAUCUAUCCGUACACAUUUUACUUUAUGGCCUCGUUCCUGCUGGCCCUGCUCGUGAUCAUCCUGAACGAGCUGGUGGAAAACAUUUACCGGCGGGAGAAGGUAAAGAUUGGCCGUGAAUCGGCUGGCGAAAACAUUCGCAAAGCAUACCGACAGUGUAAUCGUACGCUACGGCGCGAGGAUGAUCGAGCGAAGGGCAACCGCGCCACCGAGGGUGACGAGGAUCACGGUGAUGGACACGACGAAACCGACAGUUCGGCACUGCCGUCGGACGAUGUGGAUCAGCAAACGGCACUGGUCAACCGGUUGGUAGCGAAACCGGGAGAAGAAACUAGCGGACAGUACGCGAUCAUAGUGAAAGCGUUGAGGAAAACCUACGUCAAGCGGGAGGCCGUAAGGUCCGUGAGCUUUGCCGUGAAGAAGGGCGAAUGUUUCGGGCUGCUCGGUAUGAACGGGGCCGGCAAGACGACCGUCUUUCAGAUGCUUUCGGGCAACCUACCGCCCUCGGAAGGGGAAAUCUAUCUGCAGCACUUCGAGGUACGCAAGGCGGACGCGCUAGAGUACCGGCACCAGUACGGCUACUGUCCGCAGUUCGAUGUGCUGCCCGACUUUAUGACCGUGUACGAAGUGAUCGAUUACUUUGCGCAGCUGAAAGAGCUCGGUGCGCGCGAGAAGCACAUCAACAGCUGGCUGGCCAAGCUGGACAUUCUGCAGUACAAGGAUCACACGCUGGACGAAUGUUCCGGUGGUACCAAGCGUAAGGUCAACACGAUACUGGCCCUGCUCGGUGGGCCGUCGGUGGUACUGCUGGACGAACCAACCACCGGCGUGGAUCCCAAGUCGCGCCAUUUCCUGUGGAAAACGAUCAAAGCAAUUCAGCGAAAAAAUCAAACAAUACUGCUCACCUCGCACAGUAUGGACGAGUGCGAGGAGCUGUGCAACCGGCUCUCGAUCAUGGUCGAUGGGCGGUUGCGGUGUGUCGGAACCAUUCCAGAGCUAAAGAAACGGCACGGACAGGGAUACAAUCUGUGGAUAAAGGUGAAAAGCACCCCGAUCGAACCGAACGAUGAGACGGGCGAGCAUAAACAGUUGAUACGCGAGGUGACGGAACGGUUCCAAGCCACGCUGCAGGAGGAACAUAAGGGGUUGUUAAAAUUUGUCGUAGACCUGAACCUCGACCUAUCGGAUCUGUUCGAUCGACUCGCUGAGCUGGAACACAAACGCGGGCAUCAAAUCGAAAAUUGUUCAAUCAAUGAAUCUUCGUUAGAAGACAUUUUUCUACAUUUUCGACCCAAAAAAAGAGCAAACACAUGAGCAAUGGUUAAGGGUUACCAUCUUCGCUUAUCAACGCUUAAUCAACGAGCGUUUGCUGUAAUAUUUCACCUUGUGCUGAGUAAUAGCAUUCCUUUUCAUCCUUUCUUUCUCCACAGUAGGCGCAGGUGAAAGUUAUAAUUCAAGUACAGUUUUGUUCGGAUCACCGAAUGAAGGAUGAUCUCGUGACCAAAGAUAGCGUAAAACUGCAUGUGCAUAUGCUUCAUCCUGCAUCCAUUUCAAUUCAGUUAGUAAGUACGCACCACCGAACUAGUAUUAUUUAAAGCUCCAUUAUUGAAGGACCGUGGAGCUGUGUGAGUGUGUGUAUUUUUAAAUGUCUACAUUAUAUAGCACACAAAGAAAUACAGCAUGUGCUGCUGAGCAAAAAACGCCCUUUGGUUGGAAUAAAUUUAUACACAAUUGUAGUAGGUA